This is a messenger RNA of Portunus trituberculatus (swimming crab), 585 nucleotides long. Its product is annotated as collagen alpha-1(XV) chain-like. The coding region runs from base 1 to 585 and encodes 194 amino acids. The transcript has 4 exons. Lineage: Eukaryota; Metazoa; Arthropoda; Malacostraca; Decapoda; Portunidae. The record is from RefSeq and is a predicted model, not a curated record.
AUGAGUGGCCCAUACAUUUCUCAUUCCUCCCACACUCACACCCACACGCCCAUACAUUCCUCAUUCCUCAAACACUCACGCCCACAAGCCCACAGAUUCCCCAUACCUCCCACACUCAUCACUCCCACACGCCCACAGCUACGCCUGGCCGCCCUCAACCAGCCGUACAACGGAGACAUGAGGGGCGUGACAGGCGUGGACUACACCUGCUAUCGUGAGGCGCGGCGGGCGGGGCUGAGCGAAACCUUCAGGGCUCUCCUCACCUCCAGGAUCCAGAACCUUGACUCUAUUGUUAGGAGAGACGACGCUAACUUACCUGUCGUCAAUAUUAAGGGGGAGGUUCUCUUCAACACCUGGCGCGGGAUAUUCUCAGGUGAUGGCGGUCGCUUCAUGCAGAAACCGAGAAUAUUCAGCUUCGAUGGCAAGGAAGUACUGACGAGCCCUGAGUGGUUGACUUUUGAGGGACGUGAAUCGCAUCUCCACCCAGGCAGGAACAAGGAGGCGGAGUUUGAAUCGCGCUGUGGCCACUCUCACUCUGUCACUGUUACACCAAGGCAGCCAGCACCACCUCCACCGCCACUCUGA